GAAGCGCACUGGCAACCAGCCGUUCAUGAAGUGCAAUGCCAUGGCCAAGAGGGUCGAGCUCAUGCACCUCGAGGGCGGCUUCGACGAGUUCAGCCGCAUGAUCGACACUGCCGACUUCGAGGCGCCUGCGGCCCUGGCAACCCCUGCGCCGACGCCGCCGACUGGUAAGAAGACGCUCAGGCAGAGGCUAGAGGUGACGGCCAAGGAUGCCCAGGCUGCGGUGCAUGCCAGCAUGGACCUGGGCAAGGGGUCCAAGACCGCGGGGAACCUCAAGCUGAGCAUGAUCAAGGCGAUUGCAGGCUACCACGACAUCAAGACGGGCCCGAAAAAAAAUUGGCACGCACGAUGGCGACGCUCCAGCCCCUCGUGGGACCUCGAGGUGUCGAUCGAGGCG
Molecule: messenger RNA, 394 nt
Organism: Prorocentrum cordatum
Lineage: Eukaryota; Dinophyceae; Prorocentrales; Prorocentraceae
Source: the annotation of a GenBank genome assembly